Molecule: messenger RNA, 666 nt
Organism: Verticillium nonalfalfae
Lineage: Eukaryota; Fungi; Ascomycota; Sordariomycetes; Glomerellales; Plectosphaerellaceae
Exons: 1
Coding region: 1-666 (221 amino acids)
Source: RefSeq, a predicted model, not a curated record
AUGACUCUCAUUGUUCACCACCUCCAUGUAUCCAUGUCCGAGAGGAUUCCAUGGCUUUGCGAAGAGCUCGGAGUGCCCUACGAGCUGAAAGUUUACAACCGCGACAGACUCAUGGCUCCUGCUGAGUUUAAAGCACUGCAUCAUUCGGGCACAGCUCCUGUCAUCCAGGACGGCGACCUGACUCUGGCAGAGAGCGGUGCGUGUGUUGAAUACAUCAGCCACAAACACGCUCAAGGCAAGCUCUUCGUGCCUUCGACCCGCCCAGAAUACGCCAACUUUCUCUUCUGGUGGCAUUGGUCCAACGCUACGCUGCAGUCCGCCCUUGGAGGAGCAAUGGGAGCUUAUGCAAGUGGAUUACGCGAGGGUGACCCUCGAGGGGCAUUUGCUUUCGGCCGCUCUAAGAAGGCGCUUUCAUCUAUGAACGACAGGCUGGGCCACAGCAAAUGGCUUGCAGGAGAAGCGUUCACGGUGGCCGACUUGAUGUGUGUUUUCCAGGUCUCAACAUUCCGCUACUUUUACCCCAUCGACCUGGGAGAGUACGAAAACAUAGUGGGUUUCUUGAAGCGAGUGGGAGAGCGUGAAGCGUAUCAAAGGGCCAUGGCAAAGUCGGAUCCGGGUAUGGAGUUGGCUUUGGGAUCAGCUCCGCCUUCGCAGCCUCUCAUGUGA